GAAGAGGAGCGCCUCGAUUGUACUCAGCCACAGCCAGGGCUGCUGCGGGUUGUGAUAUAUUGAUUCAGAUACGUGACACACUUUUUAAGGACAAGGAGGCAAUCGUUCAUCUGUUUGAUUCAGAUGGUUUGUGCAGGAAAAAAAAGGCGUAAGGGCAACUUUUGGGCCCUAAUAUCAUGCUCUUUAACGUUCGCAACAGCCAAAGUAAAGUUAAUUUCCACAACUAGCUUCUUGUUGUUGUUGUGGAGAGUGGUGAGUGCUGGUUGUGGUGGUGGUGGUGGUGAUGAUGAUGAUGAGAUACUGAGAUCUAUGACGAUGCCUACCCCACCUGCAGCGCGUCAACUAGAAGCUUUCUUAUCGGCUUCUAGAACUAGAAGCUUUCUUUUGGCUUGCUUACUUGCUUUUCUAGUUAAAAUUUUCUUCUUCUCACCCAUUUCUCCUGAACCUCUCGGGUUUCCUCCUCUUGGGUCGGAGUUCAUCAAUUUCCCUUCCAACAAUGUGUUACAGUUUGUUUCUCAGAGAAUUGUUAAAGUUGGAGAAGGAUAUGUAGAAGGGCCAGAAGAUAUAUGUGUGGAUAAAGAAGGUACCAUCUAUACAGCUACCAGGGACGGUUGGGUUAAAAAACUGCACAGAAAUGGUUCCUGGGAAAACUGGAAGUUCAUUGGCGGCCACUCUUUGCUCGGUGUUGCCACUUCUUCAACUGGUCAUAUUCUCCUUUGCGACGCUGAUAAGGGGUUGCUGAGGGUUGGUGAAGACGGCGUGGCAAUACUUGCUUCGCAUGUUAAUGGUUCAAAAAUAAGGUUUGUAGACGAUGUAAUCGAAUCAUCAGACGGCACCGUGUACUUCAGCGAUGCAAGCACAAAAUUCGGAUUUGAUGUAUGGCAUCUCGAUUUGCUGGAAGCCAAACCCCACGGCCGACUUCUCAAAUACGAUCCCUCCACCAAGGAGACAACGAUAGUGCUCGACAAUCUAAGAUUUGCCAAUGGCGUCGCUCUCUCAAAAGACCAAGACUUCUUAGUAGUUUGCGAGACAUGGAAAUUCCGGUGUCUGAAACAUUGGUUAAAGGGGGAGAUGAAAGGGAAGACGGAGAUUUUUGUCGACAAACUUCCGGGAGGACCUGAUAAUAUUAAUCUUGCACCAGAUGGAUCUUUUUGGAUUGCCGUGCUCGAGUUAAGGAAUAAUCCGGUGUUAGAGUUGAUCAACAAGUCGAAACUAGCCAAACGCUUCGUGGCAAAUUUUCCGAAGCUGAAAAGCAACAUAAUCGCCAGUAUCAUGAGAAAAGCGACAGUGAUGAAUGUGGGAAUCGACGGUAACGUGAUCAAGAUGUUGGACGAUUCGAGUGGAGAGGUUAUGUCCUUCGUCACUUCGGCGAUGGAGUUUGAAAAGCAACUCUACGUGGGUAGUCUUAGCUCCAACUUCAUCGGCAAAUUAAAGUUGAUUUAGAAUCUCUCAGCCAGCAUCAUCAUCAUCUACGCUCUACCUGGCUUAUGUCCGUAAAACACAAAACAGAGAGCUGCAGAGUUCUAGUACCUACCUGACGCCAAUCAAAUUCUUGGGGAACUUUUAUUGAUUAGUGAUCGUGCGUAUGGCAUUAGUACUCAGUACUCAAUAUAAGGAUAUAUUUGAAGAAUGUAGGUCGUUACUAGAAAUAGGGUUUCCCUUGAAAAUAAAAAAGUAAUGUUGCAAACAAACGAGGCUAUUUUCACUAAUAUUGAAUUAAGAAAAAGCAAAGUUUUAAAA
Messenger RNA from Nelumbo nucifera (sacred lotus), 1740 nucleotides. RefSeq names its product protein STRICTOSIDINE SYNTHASE-LIKE 4-like. NCBI's taxonomy places the organism in Eukaryota, Viridiplantae, Streptophyta, Magnoliopsida, Proteales, Nelumbonaceae. Gene Ontology annotation, molecular function: hydrolase activity. The record is from RefSeq and is a predicted model, not a curated record. Gene Ontology annotation, cellular component: endomembrane system.